Messenger RNA from Diceros bicornis minor, 4999 nucleotides. RefSeq names its product gap junction protein gamma 1 (gene GJC1). Gene Ontology annotation, cellular component: connexin complex. NCBI's taxonomy places the organism in Eukaryota, Metazoa, Chordata, Mammalia, Perissodactyla, Rhinocerotidae. Gene Ontology annotation, biological process: cell communication. The record is from RefSeq and is a predicted model, not a curated record. Bases 570 to 1751 code for a protein of 393 amino acids. The transcript is spliced from 5 exons.
CGAAAGAAGAGAGGAUGGUUAACCCGACGGGGGCCCGUAGGAUCCUCGAGUAAUUGUAGAGCAGAACCUACAACGGAGCAUCAGCAUCCCAUGUUACACUGACCCAGGCCUUGGCCGAGCGCACAGAAGACAACUCCGGGGCUCGCUGGACCAACCCAGGAUACCCAGGAAGAGAAGAGAGUUGAGAGCAUUUCCAUCUGUUGGCAUUUAUUUUCCUCAGUGAAGAAGAAUGUAAAAGCGUCUGAAAAUUUGGAAUUGAGCUGGGAUUGGAGAUUUAAGAGCCACAGUGCGUGGUUGUAUAUCCUAGUUGUAAGUCCUUCUAGUUCUUCUGUGUGAGCUGCCGCCACAGCAUGGCUACUGACAGACGGCGGGAGUGUGGUUCUGCAAUUGGAAACGAACCCCAGGCUGCAAUCAGAGAAAGUGGUAUGAAGCAGAGAGCAUGGUAUUCACUAGGCCAUCAGGGCUGGCGCUAGAGGGAAGCUGGAAAAGUUGUAAGCAAAACAUCAUUUCUCUAAGAAAAUUUUGGAUAACAGAAGUUCUAGAUAACAGGGCAAACCAGUUCAAUCACCAUGAGUUGGAGCUUCCUGACUCGCCUGCUAGAGGAGAUCCACAACCAUUCUACGUUUGUGGGGAAGAUCUGGCUCACUGUAUUGAUUGUCUUCCGGAUUGUCCUUACCGCUGUAGGAGGAGAGUCCAUCUAUUAUGACGAACAAAGCAAAUUUGUGUGCAACACAGAGCAGCCAGGCUGUGAGAAUGUCUGCUAUGAUGCCUUUGCACCUCUCUCCCAUGUGCGCUUCUGGGUAUUCCAGAUCAUCCUGGUGGCAACCCCCUCAGUGAUGUACCUGGGCUAUGCCAUUCAUAAGAUUGCCAAAAUGGAGCAUGGUGAAGCAGACAAGAAGGCAGCUCGAAGCAAACCCUAUGCAAUGCGUUGGAAACAACACCGGGCUCUGGAAGAAACAGAAGAAGACCAUGAAGAGGAUCCCAUGAUGUAUCCAGAAAUGGAAUUAGAAAGUGAAAAAGAAAAUAAAGAGCAGAACCAACAACCUAAACCCAAGCAUGAUGGUCGACGGCGGAUUCGGGAGGAUGGGCUCAUGAAAAUCUAUGUGCUGCAGUUGCUGGCAAGGACCGUGUUUGAGGUGGGUUUUCUGAUAGGGCAAUAUUUUCUGUAUGGCUUCCAAGUCCACCCAUUUUAUGUGUGCAGCAGACUUCCUUGCCCUCAUAAGAUAGACUGCUUUAUUUCUAGACCCACUGAAAAGACCAUCUUCCUUCUGAUAAUGUAUGGUGUUACAGGCCUUUGCCUAUUGCUUAACAUUUGGGAGAUGCUUCAUUUAGGGUUUGGGACAAUUAGAGACUCACUAAACAGUAAAAGGAGGGAACUGGAAGAUCCGGGUGCUUAUAAUUAUCCUUUCACUUGGAAUACACCAUCUGCUCCCCCUGGCUAUAACAUUGCCAUCAAACCAGAUCAAAUCCAGUACACCGAACUGUCCAAUGCUAAGAUUGCCUCCAAGCAAAACAAGGCCAACAUUGCCCAGGAACAACAAUAUGGCAGCCAUGAGGAGAACCUCCCAGCUGACCUGGAGACUCUGCAGCGUGAGAUCAGAAUGGCUCAGGAGCGCUUGGAUCUAGCAAUCCAGGCCUACAGUCACCAAAACAACCCCCAUGGUCCCCGGGAAAAAAAAGCCAAAGUGGGGUCCAACAAAAGCAGUGCUAGUAGCAAAUCAGGAGAUGGAAAGACCUCCGUCUGGAUUUAAUCUUGGCUGAGCUUAAAACUUGGGCUUUUCAUAGUUUAUGGUAAGCAGCGGCUCACUGAAUAAUGACUUCCAUUGAGUAAACAUUUGGCUCUGGUUAUCUUCAGGGAUGAUGUUGGCUCAUGAUCCAAGCUCAGGGGACUCUGAAGGCGAGGCUGGGACAAGGGGAAGAGAAAGGGAAACACAGUGUUCCUGAGCACAGGUUCCAGCAAUAAUAAAGUUGCAGAACUUUACAUUUGUGUCUUCCAGAUCUGGAAAAGAACAGAUAUAUUUAAAUCAUUCUUGUUGAACAGUUUUUGUAUGUACAGUAUUAUGGUACAUUUUUUUUUAGUAUGGGAACCCUUUUGUAUUUGUACAUUGGACCACUGUAGUUAUACUUUUUAUAUUAAAGGAAAAAAAUCCUUAAGGUAAUGCCUGUUAGGCUAGUGUUAUUACUUUGUUCAGCAAAUUCUACCCUGGGUUUAAAGUUUUAAUAGAUACUAUACCUAAUAAAAGUGCCUCUCAUGUUGCAGGGGAGAUUUCAGAUAUGUCAGGAGCCAGAGGAGGAGGAGUCAGUUUUCAGUCUUGGAACGAAAGUCCGCAGUAGAAGGAGGUAGAGAUCUUCUCUCCUAUACUUGAGAAAUCUUUGACUCUCAUUCAUGUGCCCAGAGUUAUAUCCAAUCUUUGAAAACCUGUUUGUACUUUCAGAGGAGAUAAAUGAUUCACUGCAGGAUUCCUUUAAAUAUCAAGCAUUGCCAAUAUAUGCUUUCAUGGUGUGUAUAUCAUUGAAGUUCUUUCAAAAGUCUGAUACACAAAGGUGUCCCCAGUCUGCUAGCAGUGUGGAGACCCUGGCUAGAGUGUUACUAAGAUUCCUCUAUCACAAAGCAAAGUCAUGCCUAGAAAAUGAGCCCUAAUAGGAUGUUUAGUUGUGGACCUGUUUGAUUUGCCUUAAAUCUCUAUCCAGAAACCUGCCUCUCUGUGGUUUCUUAAGAAGCCAGUGAUAGAUAUUUUCUUUAUAUGUUAACAUUAGAAAUGGAAAAAUUCCCUUGUAGGCUAAGCUACUUGUACUGCGUAUGGCGGAAGGCCUAAAUCCAAAUUCCAUAUUUUUUAUAAUUUACUGUGGAAAUUUUAUAAUUUACAUACUUCUGCUAAUGUAGGUUUCUGCCUGGAAAACGAGUCAGACCUGAGAUUCUAUCUGUAAAUAGACCUCAAGAGAAUUUCAGUAUUUAUUCUCUAUAGUCAUAUCUGUUUGUCAGUGACAUGCAUUAAUGUUCACGUAACGCUUGUAAUUUGCAGUAUUUUAUUGCCAUUUUCAACCUUAUAUUAUGUUGGAGAGCUUUGCUCUCCUGUCAUGUUCACAUUGUCUGUCUUAUAGUUUAUGAUCUUCUGAGUAAGAGCUUGGUAAAGAUUUAAAGGAAGGAGCCUUUGCUUCACGAGGGAGUGAUUCAUUUUUUUUCAUUCUGUUCUAACACAAAGCUGUUGGAAGCCACCUACGACUUUGAAAUUCCAAAAGUAUUGUUUUUUUAUGUCUUAAUUUUAAAAUGCCUAUUCUCCAUUAUUUAGGAGAAUCCUAGGACAGUGUCCUUUGUGCAGUUCUUUUUCAUUCUCCAUUGCGCACCCCCCCCCCCCCGGCCCCGCGCAAAAGAAACUCAGUAGAAAAUUUAAGCUCAUCUUCUGGCCAUGCAUUUACCUUUAUUUUGCCUUUUUUUUUUUUUUUUUUAAGUAUAUAAAGUUUAGCCUAGAGAAGCUCCUCAGGAUCUCUAAACAUCUUAAGCAAAACGUAAACUUAGGUGAGACUGAAGUGGAAAUUUCAGAAAAUGAUAUAUGUGUGUGUAUCCUAGAUAAUUGACAUGCAUUUCCUUCAAACGAAAUGUUUAAUAAGGAAAUUCAAUAAUUAUUGAAAGAAAACAGGUAAGAUUUUAAAUACCUAAGCCUAGCUAAGAUAAAGAACUACCAGUUAAUUCUUACAUCACUAGAGCUUCAAGUAGAUUUCUUAACUGAAGGACAGAAAAUACACAUACCACAUCCAUCCAUUCAGAGCUUGGAGGAGAACAGAGUGGCUUUGCCAGUGGAAAGGUUGGGGAUUUGAGAAUGAUAAGAGGCAAAGAGUCAGGCAGAAAUGCCAGACAGACAUUCAGUGCCAGAAGCAUCCACUUAAUUUCUACAAAUAGUGCCCCUGGUGUUUCAUCUUGGCUUGUUCUGAUGAGAAUGUUAUCUUUUGUGUCUGGGUAAUUCUUCAAAUUCUUAAUAUGUAGAAAGUAUUCUAAGUCACUUCACUCAUGCACACACUUUUAAAAUCUAUUUUUAUUCUCUCACUAAAGUUUUAAUUAUGACAUGGAUUUCCCAACUCUGCUUUCUUAGUACGUUUCUUUCAGCCUUUGAACAUAUGAGUUUGCCAAAGCCAUUUCCCCUAAUGACAUUUAUGGACCUGCAUUAAGAAAAUGACCCUAUCACUGUUUAGCUUAACCCAUUAAUUGGGUCUACAUUGAAUCUAUAAAAAUAUUAUUCUGAAACUUACAAGUAUUUGUAUAAAAAGCCUGACAGCAGUUCUUUUUCCUGUCAAAAUCAUACUCCUUUGAAUUGCCAUAUAAGACAUGCUCUGUCAUAUGACGUUUGCUUCUCUAAAUAGGAGUGCUUACUCCUUCACUUACUAGAAUCAGGAUACAACCAACAACAUGUUUGUAUUCCUUAACAUACUAUUGGGUUUAUUCAGAUGUGGUGUGUCUUUUGCUCGUCUCUGUUAAAAUCUAUUAUCCAGAAGUGAUGUGUAAAACAGGCUUUUUUCUUAGGUCAAAUUUGAAGGGAGAAUUAGUUAACAUUUUCCCCUAAAGAAAUGUUAAUGUUCAUUUUGUGGCUUCGUCUUUGCUUUAUGACUAAGUUUUGCCUGUUUCUAUAUUUGUUUGUUUAAAACCACAAGACUUAUUUCAUUUGAAGUCAUUUUUUCUGGGAAUUUUCCUUGACUAAUGUCUAUAGGAUUACUUUUGAUAAAAAUGACCUUUGCCAUCUAAAAUGGUUCUCACAGGUUAGGACUCCCACAUACCUGUCUUUUAGAAGGACACUUGUAUCUUUAAAGAGAAAAAAAAUCAUCAAUAGGUACCUUAACUCUGUCAUUCCUUCGUGGUAUGAAAUUAGGGAGUUCACUUUACUUUUCCAACUUGCAGCAGCCGCUUACCUCUCAGAAGUGUUACGAAGUAGUUAGAGAGGGCCUCUGGUAAAAGGUAUUAAAAGACCUACUAUUAUUGAUCAGUUGUCUGAGCUUGAAGCCCCCCUCC